Colletotrichum chrysophilum is the source of this 957-nucleotide messenger RNA. RefSeq lists its product as uncharacterized. The transcript has a single exon. The record is from RefSeq and is a predicted model, not a curated record. Gene Ontology annotation, biological process: L-methylmalonyl-CoA metabolic process. Bases 1 to 957 code for a protein of 318 amino acids. Lineage: Eukaryota; Fungi; Ascomycota; Sordariomycetes; Glomerellales; Glomerellaceae. Gene Ontology annotation, molecular function: methylmalonyl-CoA epimerase activity.
AUGUCACAUUUUACUCUGACUACGCCAAAUGUUGCUCGAGCUGGGGAGACUAUUGAGCGCGUGUACAACGCCAGGUUCAACGAGGACAAGACACUUUAUCAGCUUCCUGGGGGUGACGAUCCUACAUUGAGCAUCGUCAGGGCGCCCGCAGGAACCGGCCCUGGUGACAUUGGCCUUUCAAUGCGGUUCUCCGUCUACAACUUGGCGAGGGCUCGUGCAAUGCUGGAGGCUGACGGGGUCGCCUUCCACCAAGUCAAACUUGAGGAUGGCUCAAAUGAGCUUGUUCUCAAACGUGAGGAGGCGGGAUAUCCAAUAAGUCUUGCACAGGCCCCUGCUCGGGAGUCCUCCAACAGUGCCUUCUCCAACUCCUCCGAGGCGCUGAAGUCGGUUGCUGGGUUAGCCUACCAGCUCGAUCAUUAUGCUGCCAUCAUGCCAGACGCCACCAAGAUGAAGAGCUUUCACGAAAAUAUGAUGGGUUUCACACACUUGCGGACUUUCACGGUCAACGCCGGUUCCGUUACCAACGGGGAAGACGACGGCUUGAUGCAUGUGAUGGGAUUGCCGUUUGAUACCAAGCGGGUCCUGAUUCUCACCGAGGGACUGAAUCAGGAUGCUGUAUUCACGAAGCUCAUCAACAAGCAUUGUGGUGCUUACGUUCACCAUAUCGCUCUUGAGAUAGAAGACGUUGAUGCUGUGUUUGCAGAGGUCAGGGAACAGGGUUGGCAGACAACAGCAGAUGCGCCCAGUACAGACCUGGCUACAGGGCUUCGGCAAUUCUUCCUGAAGGAGGAAGAGAUCGGGUGUAUCUUGGAGUUGAUUGGCAGAGGUGAAAAGGAUGAAGCUCUGGCUGGAGCUGAAGGCGUGGAGGAUGCAGCUGGUGCUGGCGGCUAUGCCACUGGGCAAGGAGAGUUUCGUACGGACAAUAUUGUGGCCUUAGCUAGAUCCCUAGACGCCUGA